Molecule: messenger RNA, 801 nt
Organism: Trypanosoma theileri
Lineage: Eukaryota; Euglenozoa; Kinetoplastea; Trypanosomatida; Trypanosomatidae
Exons: 1
Coding region: 1-801 (266 amino acids)
Source: RefSeq, a predicted model, not a curated record
AUGUGCCGUGUGAUGUGUGUGUUGGCCGUUGUGCUGUGCUGUGCCUGCGGGUAUACCAUGGCGGAUCCUGCUACUACUGUUAAUGCUGGACAACCAAAGGCGGUGAUGGCUAGUGAAUUUGAAGACUUUCUCGUGUACACAAGCAAGAAAUAUGGCAAGUGUAUGAAGGACAGCUCUGAUACGUAUGGGGGAAAAACUUGUAAGGAGUUGGGAUUCAUUAACAAGACUGCUUCAUCAUCUCCGCAAGAAAAACGUCCUGAGGGAAGAGACACUCCUGUUGCAGCUGCAGUUGAAGUGGCCAGUAGACCUCAGGGUGAUAGAACCAUGGAAGGAGAAGUGAGCGUAAAUGAACCGCAAGGUGGUGCAUCAGAAGUUGCUGGCAGUAGUACUGAGGCUGCACAACAAAAACCAGAUACAAGUGCAACUACACCGCAACGCCAAAGUCCUGGGUCUAAUGGUGCUGGUGAUGGUGAUCAAGGGGCAUCUGAUAAAACAGGUGAUAACAGUACACCUGCCACCUCUAAUCGUACCCAGCAUUCUUCUGCACAGGCAAGUGCGUCUGCUGCACCAGAUUCACAAGAAACCAAUGCCAUUACUCCGCCGAGCACCGAGAACACUGUCAACGAGGAAUCAACCACCACCAUUCCAUCUCCUGUAACUGACCCACAGAGCAGCACCAUCGCCCCCACAGUUCAGAAUAAGGCUAAUGUUGUUGACAGCAGUAGUAUGAGUUCUUUCUGGAUGCGCACUGCAGCACCGCUACUGAUUGUGGCUGUGUUGGUCUCCGUUACUGUGUACUGA